GGAAAUAGAAAACGGACUCCCAAGGUAUUGCCUGCUGUACUUUUCUGCAUUUCCUCUGACCUCACUGUUUUGGAACGCAUACAAUGGGUGGAGGGGUGUGUGUGUGUGUGUGUGUGUGUGUGUGUGUGUGUCUGAUGAAAUGGACUGUAAUCCAUACCUUCAGAAUUUUUUGCAAUGUUCAUAUCCCACCUUUUCCUCCAAGAUGGUGUACGCAGCUCUCACCUCCCCAGUUUUCUUCUCACGGCAGCCCUGUGAGGUUGCUACGGCUGAGAGACGGUGACUGUCCCCAGGUUAUCCAGUGAGUGCUGUGGCUUAGCGGGGCUUUGAACCCUGGUCUCCCACCUCCUAGUCCGACAAUCAAACUACUACAUCAUACACCGCACAGAUGCUUCUGCCAUAAUAAAUCUUCUUGUUUUUGCUUCAUGAGACAAGCGUGGCUCAUGUUUGCUACAACAGAAAGAGAUGCCGUUGAAGGAGUCAGAGGUGAGAAUCAGUGCCAGGCUUGCAUACUGCCUCCUCUUGCCAAUCUGAUCUCCAUUGCCAUGGGCAGCAGCUGCGAAUUUCCCCUGCUCUCCCUCCUUCCUUCCUUGGCUCCGGACCCCAACAUCUGGAGACACUUUCUGGCGGAGGAAACCUGCCUUCUCUGUCCCAGCUGUGGGUGCUGGGCACACAUAUGGUUAACGGCAGCUGUGCUCCCAUCUGAGGGAGGAGGGCUGGCGGCGUACAGCGUCUGCCCCUUUCUUUCCCUCUUUCUCUCUCUCUCUCGGUUUUCCACAGAGCGUCUUGCUGCCGGGAGCCUGAGAUCUGAAGGCUAGACACAGGGCUGCCAGGCUCUCCUCCUUUCUGCCCCACUAGCAAGGGGUGGCGGAAGCAUUUACUUGGAGGGGGAUGCUGUAGAAGACCAGAGGCAAAGGCAAGCAGUGGCUCUGGCAGCAGCCAGUCAUCCUGCCCCAAAGGUAGGUAGGUGCCCAUCAGCUGGGCAGCCCUCCAGGGCCAGGUACUUCGAAAUGUGUGUGCAACAGAGCUCAGAUCUACCUGUGCAGGCUUGGCUAGGGCGAGUGGCUGGGCUUCCUGGGAUCUUGCACAAGGGCCUUUUCCUUCUGAAGGCCUCAGGCUGCUGAUACCUCCGUUGCUUUUUGGGUAUGCGCCUGUGAGUGUGUGCAGCAGAAUCUGCCCCGUGUUGGUCCCUCCCAUUACAGUAGAUGGGACAUAGUUUUUGGCCCCUUACCCUGUGGCUACCCAGCCCAGCUUGGCACUGCUCUAGGCAACAUCCUGCACACCUCUAGAUGUUAAAUGGACAGAGCCCAUUGGCGCUGCAGGCAAGCCUCUGCCUCCCUGGGCAAGUGUUGCCUUGGGACAAGCAGCACCGGGGAGCUCUGUGAUGCAUCCUCACCCUGGUCUAAGGAAGGGGAAGGCUGAUUCUUGCAUCGGCUGCUGUGCCUCCUGGCACACUUGCCAACUUGCAGCUUUUGAGUAACUCAGGAUUACAAGGCUUGGCUGCGGAUGGUCACGGGCCACUUUGUGGGCCCCUUCCAGGAGCGCCUCUCUAUUUCCAAGAGGGUUAUGGUUUGGGACCUCUGAGGGGAGCCCAGAUGUUUUGGGGUCCCCCUCUGCUCUCCACGCACACCCUGCUACCCUCUUUGUGUUUGCCUGACUGGAAUGGGACUCUUGAGGGUUUGGUGGUCUCUUUAAUGCUGACGGAGAUUUUUCCAGGACGUGACGGCUUUGCAUUCCCAAGUGUUACCGGCUGCUGUAUCAGGCCCUUGAGAGAUGGAGAGUGGCCAGAGCGAACCGGAAAAAACAAACGCACUGCCGGAGCACACAUCCCUGUAUGCGCCUCUGCUCCUGUCUUCCUCCUUGCAAGCCUGUGUUUGUGCAACAAUGUGUGUGCCCUGCCGCUGUCUCUGGCUUAUAACGCUUGUCCUCGAAGAGAUAUGAACCUCUUGCGGGCAUACUAUCUAGCUCCCUUUGUUGUGGGUUUCGCCUUGCGGGGCUAGAGACAGUUAGACUAAACAUUCAGUUUUUAAGCCACCAGGAAGGAUCCUGUUGUUACAUAAUGUCUGCCAACUCUUCAGGCUUUACACAUAACAAACAGGUGAGGAUGACCUAUUUUACCUAAGGCUCCUGGUUCUCCACAUCCCAAUAGCACGUUGCUUUUAAAAACAACAAUUCAAAUGGGAUCAAAACCUCACUAAAUAUUAAAUCUGGACAUGUUAGAAAUAUCCCAUACCAGCUGAAGUCUAAUCAUCCACAGACUACCCGCUCAAGGUUAUGCAACAGCACUUCCCCAAAUGGUUGCGUUCAGACUUCACUGAGGCUGUGCAGAGAUUAGGGGCUUGAAACACAGCAAGGUUGUUUCAAGUCACAUUCUUACAUUGCUGUACAGACCAGAGAGGGGGCAGAGAUGUCUUCACCUGAUGCCCAUUACCUGGAAUUGUUUCAUCAUCUCAAACCCCAAUUUGCUUAAGCUGCUGUCUGCGCAUGUGCAGUGGCUGCCUGAAAUGUCACCACAGCUUCCCUUUUUCUAAUUGGAUGGCAGCUGGCUUGAGGGAAAAUGCAUCAAACAGAAGUAUUUCUCAAGAAACUACAGCAUACCUAUGGAAACUGUCAUGCCAAGUUUGGUGACAGUAUCUCGAGAGGCGGCCAAACCUAUACCGAAAAAAUGGGCAAAGUCAUGCCAAGGUGAUGGCAUGCCAUCUUGGACUGCCAUCUUGAUUAAAAAUGGUGUCCGGCAUCAAAACACUGAUGAAGACUGCUGCUCCACCUUGGGAACCCCCAUGCCAGGUUUGGCGACGGUAUCUCAAAAGGCAUCCAGAUGCAUAGAGAACAAACAAAUGGACAAACCAUUUUCUAAACUAUAUAAUAGAUUCAUGAUCAUUCAUACUCAUGAUGAUACUCCAUGUUUAAGGAUGCAUGUGAACUCAGUGUAGUUGAAAUUGUCCUUUUUGUCAAUUGGUGCCUCUCUGAAGAGCUCAUCUACUUCUUCAUCUGUAAACCUGUCUCCCGUUGUCAGCAAUUCUCUCAGGUCAUCUUCUUGAAUGAAACCUGUUGCUUCUUCAUCAUCAAAGCAAGCAAAGGCAUUCCUAAUUGCAUCUUCUGGAUCAGUGCCAUUUAAUGUCUCUCAAAACAUUGUGAAGUUUAUUGGUCCCGGAGCCUCAUUCUUCAUAGCAUCUAGGUAUUCAUCAGCUGGAUUCUUCCCAAGUGAAACGAGCAUAUCAUGCGGUCUUCUUUUUCAGUGAAACCAUCUCUGUUUUGAUCAAUCAGGUUGAAUGCCUCUUUGAAUUCUUGAAUCUGUGACUGAUCAAACAUAGCAAACACAUUGGAAGUGGCAUGCUGAGGGCGCUUCUUUGUGGCCUUAUUCUUUGCCCUUUUGAUUGACAUGUUGGCUGUUGGAUUCUGAGUGGCGAUGGAAGCGGUUAUGGGAGAAACUCCACAAGAGUCAGUUUUGAAGCCUAAAACUUAAACUAGCAUGGCUUCUCUCUGCAAGGAAUCUGAGAAUGAUAGUUCUGUGCAGGCACUAGGUUUUCAGCAUCUUCAGAAAACUACAAUUCCCAGAAAUCCCUGGAGGAAGACAAGUGUCUCAAAUUAGCAUUUAUCUCUAAUGCAGAUGCACUUCUGAAUGCAGCAUAAAGUUAACUACAAGUGUGUUCCUUUCCUUGCACAGUCUGGGAAUGCCUGCACAUCCAUUUACAUUAUGGUUGCAGUUCAGCUGGAAUACAUGUGAGCUUUGGGUGUGUAAUGUGGCCUGCAUGACCCCUACCUGCACAUGGGCUGUGUAACUGUUUCCUUUGGUCCAUGUGCUCUCUUGUUCUGCCCUGCAAAAGACACACAGCUGCUUUCGUGAGAAUCUUCUGGUUCUGAAUUUGGGCCUGGCUGUGUAGCUCAUCCUUGGAUAAUAUUCCCAGAGGAUCUUUGACCGCGGAUCUUAGGAGACUUGCCCAGUUUUGCUUGGCACUGCACUGCCUUGCCUUAUUAGAGGACCAGGGUGGGGCAGGCUUCCAAACUAUGCACAAGCACAUGUGUUUGUAUACUCAGUUGCACUCUGCCAUGGGAUCACAGACUUGUCCCAGGAAGGAAACAUUGGCCAUUGAUUAUUGUUCUUGUUGUUGUUUUUAAAAUACAACUUUUGGGCCCAAAGGCUGCCAAAGCGAUUAACAGCUUGUUAGAACAACAAAACAUACAAACCUAUGUACCGUAUUUUGGUGAAAAUGUGCAUGCUUGUUAAAGACCCAGUUUGGCAGCCCCCCAUGCACAUUUGUGUACACCCAUACCCACCCACCCACUGGCUUGGGACCUCAAUGGCUCUCCUCUGGAGGCUUCACCUGGGGCAAGAAACCCAGCUAGCUCCCCCUCCCGGUAGUUAUGGUACUGACAUGUCCACUUGGUGUGGACCAAGGAGAAUUUACUGCCAAUCAAUGGGCUCCACUUAGGUGAUAAAAUAGAUCUUGUGCCAUUAUACAAAUAAUUUCCUGCACAGGAAGGUCACUGUAUGUGAAAUGGGUGUAGGUAGUCAGGGUGUGUCUGAAGAAAGCAGUAAACUUGAAGAAGACUGGUACGUAUCUACAAUUCCAUGAUAUCUCUCCUUUUUGUUUGGAGACAAUUUAGUUGAACUUAGAUCCCAUUGACACAAAUGACAAAUCAAUGGGAAAUAUGUGCAACUAUGCAAAGUCCUCUUCGUGCGCACGAGCACACGAUGGGGCUUUUGAACACAAAUGGGCUAACUCAGCUCUAUAUGCUAAAGCACACAAUGACCAAACCCUAAGUCCUUUGGGGUGUACAUGCAUAGAUAGUGUUCUUUCCAUGGGGACAUGAACCCUGGCCAAAUAGAAUUUAUGCCCUUAUACAGGGAGCGCAAUGCGUGUGCACCCAUAGAUGCAUAGAACUCCUUUCAGACUGAUGGCGCUGGCUGUGGUAGUGCCACAUGUCAACCAUGCAUGCCAUUAUCUAGAGCAGCCUUUCUCAACCUGUGGGUCCCCAGAUGUUGUUGAAAUACAACUCCCAUCACUCCUAGCUAGCAAGGUCAGAGCUCAGGGAUGAUGGGAAUUGUAGUCCAACAACAUCUUGGGGACCCACAGGUUGAGAACUGCUAAUCUAGAGGGUGGGGUUAGUCCAUUUAUGCAUGAAUCCCUUUGCAUGCUUAUAAUACUGUGACUUCUGGAAUACCUGCUCCCUGCCUUGCAGGCUUUUUCCACCUGGCCUGGGAGGGUGGGACCAGGACUGACUCCAGCUACAAAAGCUGAGGCUGCUGAACAAGCUCUUAGGCUGGGGUGUUGUUUGCAUUUUUUGUUGAGAUGGUUGCUGAUGUUGGGGGGGUUUGUACCUUUAUUUUAGAUAUUGUGAUUUAUGUGGAAAAUUUUCCGUUUGGUUGUGUAUUUUUGAUGUCUUAUGUACUGUUUAUGACCACUUUUGUUAUGUUGCUGUUAUGCUUUUUUCAUGUUGUAAGUCACCUUGAGCCUUGUUUGAACUGUGGAAAGGCAGCAUACAAUAAAAUUAUGGAUGUAUGUAUGUACAACAGUGCAGUAGAGCCGAUUUACCACAUUUUGAAGUAAGCAAUGUAAUACACAUUGCCAUCUAAACUGGGUCUUCCCAUAAGACCUUGUGAAGCAAGGGAAAGAACAUGUAUUACCACCCAAAGCACACCCAACAAGUCCAGGGUUCAAAAUGACCAAAAUACCCUGCUGCUGCGAUCUCUGCCCGCCACACCCCCACUUUCACUUGUCUGACUCUCUCUUCUCCCACAGGGCCAAAAGCAAUGAAGAUAACACUGACACCAAGUGCCCUUUUGCUCAUCUGCCUGAUAAUCCAGGCAUAUUGCAAUGAGAAGGAUGCGGAGCAGAGGCCUGGAGCAGCAACACAGCCUCCGCCACCCCAGCAUCACACUUCCAGGUAGGUUGGGGCUUGCCAACAUGGUGCCUAUGUGCACAUGUGUGCCCACAAAGGACUUCUCUAAUGCCCACAGGGAGUCCUUCUUCCUUCCACUGAAAUUAGUCUUGAAAUCUGUAUUCGGUUGCAGCCAACAGAAUAGGUUGUAAUGUGUGUCGUCUUCUUCUUCUUCUUCUUUGGCGAUCAUUUGUAGCCAAGUAAGAUUGUCUUCCAUGGACACGGUUUUAACAGUGAGUCUGUAAGUGACUGUGGAGGCCAAUUCUAGAUCCACACGUCCUUCCACAGUGGUGACAUAGGUUUCCGACAAUGUGUAGGAUCAUGACAAUGAAAAUAGUAAAUAAGGUUGGGGUGAUAACACACUCCUGUUUAUCUGAUCCCACUGUGAAUGGUUCACUUUGAGAGCCACUGUUAUUGGCGACUGUUGCUGCCAUAUUAUCAUGGAGGAGCCGAAGGAUGUUCACAAAUUUAUCUGGGCAGCUGAUUUUCAGAAGGAAUGUGUGUAUGGUGUAGGGUGGCCAUGACAGUUUCUCCAGUUCACAAAUGUGCCCAUGGGCCCUAAAAGUUUGCAACCCUUAAGGAGGGUCAUGACAGUGAAACUAGCAAGCAGCAGGUAUCAGGGAAAGCAACAGCUUUGCCCUUGAGCUAUGGAAGAUGAUCCCUGCUGAGGCUCUCUCACAGGGGUUCUGAUGAGAGAGAUACAGUCUAGCUGGACAGUUGCUGAAAAUAGUUAUGGUUUCCGUUUAGAACUGCUGAGUGUUAAAGAAAUAACUUCAUGGUGUGUGUACUUCAAUGCCCAAUUAACUCCAUUAAUGUGCAUCUCCAGUACGCAGUUAAUACACAAUUAAGUCUAUCACUCUGCCCCACUUUGAAUGAAGCCAGAGGCUGCUGGGUGAUAAGGGCUCUGGAGGAGGUGUAAAUGACUGCAAAAGGGGCCUUAAUUGCUGUGUUGUGGCAUAAAAUUUAGAUUCUUUUAACCACUGAACAUUCCACCAUGAUUCUUUGUACUAUAAAGGGCCAUGUUUUCUAGGUCUCCUACAAAUUAGCACUGUUCCAAGGCUUCAACCAACCUUAAUCUGGCUUAGUCAUGGCUGGAAAGUAUAGAAGUGUUGUGAGCAUCCCUAUUUUUCUUUUUUGAUAGGGAUGGGGAGCGCUCCACACAGUGAGUUUUUGCUCCCUCUUCCAGUGAGUGGAAAUCCCAUCCAUCCUUCUCAGGUCUCCUGUGAACAGUAAUAUGCAUUCUUACCUGCCCUGCCACUGGAUAGACAGUUGAAGAUGCAUAGAGGCUGGGUGAGCCAGUGGUCCAUGGUUCCAAACUGGGUGGGAGAGCGCGUGUUGAGAUUCCUCUGUUGCAGGGGGUUGGACUAGAUGACCCUUGAGGUGCCUUCCAACACCACAAUUUGACAAGUCUACGAACCUCACCAGCUCUGAAACACUGGCUUUAUUCUGAAAGUAUAAUGUACUGUUGUUUUUAAAUUUGUGGUCCCCCUCCCCCCCAUUUGUUUGUUAAAUACAUGGUUUAAAAUAAAUAAAUAAAAUAAAUCCUGGCUUAAAAGCCUGUGAGCAAUGUUUGCAUACUCACGCCCUGUUUCCCUCCCUCCCACUCCCCUGCUGAGACUGCAAAUCAUCUCUCACCGUUUAGGAUUUCAGACAGAAGCCUCCUUAGGAAUUAUGGGGCCCCUUUUUAGAAGACAAGGGGGAAAGCACCACCGUGAAAGAGCUCUCCCAACCUAAACCCCUCUUCCCUCAUUGGUGCAGUGUAGUCACUGAGGCUAGAAAACUGUGUCAGCAGCAGCUAGUUCCCUGCAGCAAAAGCGGGGCUUUUGUCCAGUCUCUUGGCAGAUCUAGAUGCUGUUCCUGAAAGAAGCAAAAUUCCCGUAACGAUAAAAAUUUGGCACAAGCCAGGAACUAUGCCGCACAUCGUGAGAAAGUAAGGUACCGUACUGAUUUAAUGUGUGCAGUUGGACGGCAUGUUUGGCACAUGCAUAACUGAAUUGACUGGCAUCACCCCAGUGCUGAUGUGUGCAGGCUGAGUUCAAGUGACAGAGCACCUGCCACAAAUUUCCCAUGAUUUCUUAACCACUUUAUCUUAAAGGGUUAAGCUGCUCUUGAGCUCUCUUUCCUCAGUCUGGCCAGCCUAUUCUGUUUCCAAGUUUCCACCGCACCUCUACUGCAGGCUCCUGCUCAUCCACAUUUGACGCAGCUGGGGUGUGAACUGGGAGAAACUCAUCCGCAAGAUGGUGGAUUCUGUUCUGAAAUGAGGGUGGUGGUGGAAUGAUCCAGCUUUAAGGCCUGUAUUUGCCUUUUGAGGAGAUCUGGGUAAUGCUUUUAAAAAACGUGUCACUCUGGACAUGUGUGGAGUAAAUUUAUUCAGGUUUCCUUCCCAUUCCUUCAGAGACUCUUGAUCUCUAAAGGAGCUGAGUGGAUGUGUGUGUGUUUGGCUAAACCUACUGCAUAUGAACGUAGACCACCCCUUCCAUCUCCAUAUAACUGCCUAUCCAGAUAGCCAACAUUUGCUGAAUAUAUUUGGGUUGCAACUACUUUCACACAGUGGUUUUUUGUUUUUGUUUUUUAAUGUAAGGAAAGGGACCCCUGACCAUUAGGUCCAGUUGUGACCGACUCUGGGGUUGUGGCACUCAUCUCGCUUUAUUGGCUGAGGGAGUCGGCGUACAGCUUCCGGGUCAUGUGGCCAGCAUGACUAAGCCGCUUCUGGUGAACCAGAGCAGCGCACAUAAACGCCGUUUACCAUCCCACCGCAGCAGUACCUAUUUAUCUACUUGCACUUUGACGUACUUUUGAACUGCUAGGUUGGCAGAAGCAGGGACCGAGCAACGGGAGCUCACCCCGUCGCGGGGAUUCAAACCGCUGACGUUCUGAUUGGCAAGUCCUAGGCUCUGUGGUUUAACCCACAGCUCCACCCGCGUCCCAAUGGAAGGAAGCUUAUGGUCAAUUUACAAUACACACCCUGCUUCUGAAGUCAGUGCCGGAUACAACGUGGCAUGAGAAGAAGCGUGUUUCAAGCACCCCAGUUUUCUCCCAUGAAAUGUUUUGAGCGUAUGCUGUUGCUUCUUUCCCUUUCUGUGUUCCCAGAUCUGGACUCCUCAAUCAGGCACCAUUGCUAACUCCGUUACAGGGGCAAACCCAGCCUAGUUGGCCAUUGUUGUUAGGCAACCAUAUGGCAUCCUUGCCCAGAUUAUCCUGGAAACGGUUAGCGUUGGAAGAGUGUGUCAGCACUACAAGCCAAUUCCUUCCUGGGGCAAAAGGAGAGGCCACCCAGGGUAGAGCUGGAAUUGAGAUUGAGGUAGUGGCAGACAGUGGGAAAAGGAAAGCAUGGUGGCUUUCAGCUCCUAUUGCAAAUUUGGGACAUAUGUCCCCGUCAACCCGAGUGAAAAACCUAGUCCUGAACAAGGAGCCUGGGAGAGUGGAGCAACUGAGGAGAAACUAGUUUAUUUAGGGGCUGCAAUAAACAUGUCCCAUCUCAGUGACCCGGCUCUCAGUAAUUCACAUCAGCAACAUUUACUCUUUCUUCCAUGUAUUUUUAGUGAUGCUAUGACAUUAAGGGAAAAGAUAGUGCUGCGGUCACAAAACAAGGGCCUUUUCCUGAGAUCUCUCCCAAGGGAAUUACCAUGUUCCCUUUCCCCCUUUUCCCUGGCCUUGUGACUUAGCUUGCCUGUGCUGUUUCUGCCUCCCAGGCCCGAGAAUCACCAUGAGAAAUACAGCAAGCGGCCCAGAGGGGCAGAGUGUGUGCGAUGCUGCGAUCCUCCAGAGCGCGUUUCAGCAUACCCCAUGUACCAGCCCAUGCCUCAGAUCAACGUUACCAUCCUGAAAGGUAAGGGACACCAACUCUACCCCAGGAUGCUGUAUUCAGAUGCCAAGCCUUUGCUCGGUAGCAUCCCACGCAUUAGGAGACAGUCAAUGGUCCUCUUCGGGCGUUCAGAAAUCACAAGGCACAAACUGGGGAUCUGGUCUGAAGAGGCUUCUAAGUAAACUUGUCUGAAUGUGCUUUGAAGCCCCAGAGCUUCCAAUCAAGGGGAGCUUUCUAAGCGCAUCUGGCCAAAUGCACUUAGAUGUUUCCUCCAGACCUUCCAGCUCAGGGUAGGAAUGGGCACACCCCAUAAGCCCAAGGACAGAUGUUCCCAUCCUCUUCCUCAGUUUGGGUCUUGGUGUGUCCGAACAUAGCCAUAGUGUCUCCUGCCAGUUCCUUCCUGGGUCCCAUUCCUAUUACUGCAGAUGCGGGAGACAGCCGGGAGAGGAACAGGCAGAGGAAGCUGCAGCUGCCAUGUUGCCUGAUGCAACACAGAACUUCAAGGCACAUGGUGGAUCUACAGCCUGUGCCCUGGCAACCAUCUGUUCCACGUAGGGGCAGGAUCACAGCAUUCUCCAUUGGCCUCUUAUCUGGCCUGUUCUCAGAAAUGCCCUCUGGCCUAAGCAAAACUGUAUGCAUGGAGCAGGCAGUUUAGAGCUGCCGUGGAGUGGAGUUCCAAAAGCUGCAGCGAGUUUGAUUUUUCAGUGUCCUCAGACUCUGGAUAUAAGGGGUGGGGCAGUUGCCUUUGGAUGAAAUGCUGAGUUCUUCAGAUUCCAGAGGGGCUGGUUGGGAAGAAACUCUAUAAGCUAAAUAAAUUUCCUGGUCUGGAGGAGCUGUUAUCAUAAUUUUAUCCAAGCUCUUUUCUUACAGAGGCCAAGUGAAACCACCAAAUUAGUCUUGAGUCAAGCCCAGGACUCCAGAGGUUGCGUUAGGACAUGGCCUGAUUUCCCGGGAAGAAUGUGAAAGAUGGAGAAAUUGUGUCAUCAGAGGCGGCCUCUCUGUUGCUGAACCUCUACCCUCCCAAUACAUUGUAGACAUGGCUGUAGCUGAGUGCGUGUGUAUGUAACAUGCAUAUUUGACAAUAUUUAAGACCCAGAGGAGGUAGAUUUAUGUUUUUACCCACAGCUAAGGUUCCGAUUCCUUAAUUAACUUAAUUUUUUAAAAAAAAAAUUAUUGAUUCAUAAUUAAAUCAAUAGAAUUAAUUAAGACAUUUCAAUAUUUCAUUUCACUCCAAUUACAUUCUUGUCUCAUACUUUUUGCAAAGGAGAAACCUCCGAUUUUGCCUGCAGAUAUGCUUCUGGUAAAAUUAAAAUCCAUUUAAUACAGAAGAACAUUUGCCAAGCGAUAAGUUUUCGAGAUGGGCAGACACCAAUCUAGUGCCUACCCUGGCAGCAAGGAGACUUUUACCACACAUUUGGACCCACUCUGAAAACUGGGGAACUGAGGGCAUCAUUUGUGGUAAUAUUCUUACCACAAGGGUGGACAUGAUAUACUACUGCAUAAACACAAUCCAUUUAGAGCAUUUAGACUAGAUGACCCUUGGGUCUUUUCCAACUUUACAUUUCUAUGAUUCUAUGCUCUCCCCCUCAAAGAAUCAUGGAAACCAUAGUUUGUUACAGGUGUUGGGAAUUGUAGCUCUUUGAGGAGAACUACAGUUCCCUGGCUUCUUGGGUGGAGAGAGUGUAAUGGGCUUUAAAUGUGCGAUGAUGAUGUGUACGCAGCCAACAAGUGAUCUGUUUUGACUGGACCAUUCCCCUUCUGGAUUUCUCUCCCAAGCAUGGGUGGAAUGAUCAUUCUAUUUACCGUAUUUUUACAUUAUAUAAAAAUGCAUAAGUUGCUCCCUGGCCUGCCCAUUGGAUUGAAUGUGGAGGCUAAGGUUGCCUAAGUUGAAAUGAUGCUCAUCUAUGAUCUCUUCACUACUCAGGUGAGAAAGGGGACCGUGGUGAACGUGGCCCCCAAGGGAAGCUGGGCAAGGCUGGUUCUACGGGAAGCAGGGGCCAGGCAGGCCUCAAGGGGCAGAAGGGGAACAUAGGGGCCCCAGGGGAGCGGGCCAAGACCAACUAUGCUGCCUUUUCAGUGGGCCGAAGAAAACCCUUGCACAGCAACGACUACUACCAGACUCUUGUCUUUGACACCGAGUACGUGAACCUCUAUGGACACUUCAACAUGUUCAUGGGCAAGUUCUACUGCUAUGUGCCCGGCAUCUACUUCUUCAGUCUCAAUGUGCACACCUGGAACCAGAAGGAAACCUACCUGCACAUAAUGCACAAUGGGGCUGAGGCGGCCAUCUUGUACGCCCAGGCCAGCGAUCGAAGCAUCAUGCAGAGCCAGAGCCUCAUGCUGGAGCUGCAGGACCAGGAUGAAAUCUGGGUGAGGCUCUUCAAGGGUGAGCGCGACAAUGCCGUCUUCAGCGAUGAAUACGAUACAUACGUUAUUUUCAGCGGGUACUUAAUCAAACCCAACUCUGAUCCUUGAAUCUGCUGACAGAUGGACAAAAUACAGCCAAUAACGUCACCUGGCUCUAACCUUGUAGUGUUUCCCUACUUGCUGAUUUCUAACCCUACUUAUCUGCCAUAACCCAGCCUUGACCUCAGAUAUGACCUUUAUCCUCAUCAAACAAUCACCCCACUUUCCUUGGACAAGGUUUUUCCCCUGCUUCAACCCUCUGGUCCUUCUCUCUUCCCUCUGCCCCCAAGUCUUAAGCCUUAAGUUGGCGUCAAUUUUCCCAGUCAGAUUGUCACACUAAUCUAACUUCUGCUCUUAUGGGACUGACUACCCAUGUACAAUCAUUCCCUCUGCUCUAAGACUGGGACUCACACCCUCCUAAAUAACAAUGACACUUCUUCUAUACAAGUGUCCUUAGACUGAUUUUCUUAUUUUAUUCUUGCUUUGCCAUUCUCAGAAUUCACAUGUCCUGCUAGAAUCCUCCCUUGCCCCUCCACGAAAUAUUUAAAUCAUGAUUGCACAAUUUCUGUUCACGCUGACCUCAAGGCUUGGUCCUUUCUGUACUGUGUUCAUUAUCAAGAGGAAUUAAAAUUUUAAAAAGAAAGAAGGGGAAACAAACAGCAGUAAUAUGCAGAUAAUACGAAUAAUACCAGUAGAACACAGUUCCCAUUUGUAGAUACAGUGACUAUCAGAAGAGGAAUGUUAAACAUAUAAGAUGCCAGAAGCCUUCCAGAUGCCCAAGGAGGUAUCCACAUUGAAUUGGUGCUUAUAUGAAAUAACCAGGGCAGUGAAGACCUCAGACCACUGUGCAAUAGACAGCAUGUAUUUAUCCUUCCGGACUUGAAACGAAACCCACUUUUGUUGUCUGGUUCAGUCAUUCUUAGGAAGAUAGGAAUCUCUCUUAUGUGAAGAAGUGGACACGGAGCAAUGGAUCCAAACUACAAGAAAGAAGAUUUCACCUAAACAUUAGGAAGAACUUCCUGACAGUAAGAGCUGUUCGACAGUGGAAUUUGCUGCCAAGGAGUGUGGUAGAGUCUCCUUCUUUGGAGGUCUUUAAGCAGAGGCUUGACAACCAUAUGUCAGGAGUGCUCUGAUGGUGUUUCCUGCUUGGCAGGGGGUUGAACUCGAUGGCCCUUGUAGUCUCUUCCAACUCUAUGAUUCUAUGAUUCUAUGAAGUCAGACAACUGGUCCGUCUAGUUCAUUGCUACCUACACUGACUGGAAGCAGCUCUCCAGGGUUUCAGGAAGAUGUCUCUCCACGACCUUCCCAGAGAUGCUUGAGACUGAACCUGGGAUCUGCAACCAAAGCAGCUGCUCCACCACCACCACUGGAUCUCACUACUAGAUCCCAGCUGGGCAAGGACCUUAUCCAUUGUCCAUUGUUUAUGCCCGUUGUGGGGAAACCUCUGGUCUGUGGGCCCAGAAUUUCAGAACUGUAGAGUUGGGACCAUGAGGAACAUCUAGUCCAACCCCACGCAAUGCAGGAAUCUUCUCAAACCCAUGGCCCUGAGAUUAAGUGUCUCAAGCUCUGCCAACUGAGCUAUCCCCAAUGAGUUGUUCCUAAUGGCCCACAAGGCUGUUUAUUGACAAACAAUUUUUAAAAAUUAUUUUUGAUGUCACCUGUUAAUCAGGCCCCUUUUAUUUGCUGUUGACCUCUGACUUUUAGGCUGUCAGUUUCAUUUCAGAUUUUAAGUCUCAAGAGUUUUCAGCAGUGCAACUGUGCCUCCUUCCAUGCUUCUUCUUCCUGGACCUUAUCAAUAUCCUUAAUCUGCUCUCUCCUUCCACCUCCUCCCUUGUUAUCUGUAAAUAACUCCUUUUCUAACAUUGGCAAAUAUUCUUCUCAUUACUCAGUGUGACACACAUUAGUGCCUGAACGCCCAGCCCUAUUCACUGAGCCAGUUUGGAAUACAUGGUCUGGUUUUCUGCAAAGGGCACUCGCCCUUUUCUUCCUGGAAAUAUGGUAGCAGGAGGUGCCAAUCCAUUCAGAUGCUUCCUGUCUAUACAUUUGCCCAUUUCUGGACUGCAUUCUGCAAAUAGCUUAGCACCAAGGCAGCAGUAUUUCACCAAGUUCUAUCUUCCAUACCCCAAGCUGCCGUCCCAGUUCCUUGGCCUGAGGUUAGCCAUACACCAUGAGUGAAGUGAGCAGAGUUCAAUGGUUUGCUGAACAAGUCUCUGUUGGUAUCCAAGCCUCCUUGCUGGACAGGGAAGGCCUGCAAUGUCCGGCCUGCCUCUACUGCCAGCAUCCUUGUUCCAGGCAGGCACAGUAAAAUAAGAAACCUGUCCCCGUAGCACAAAACAGGGAGAAAGCUAUACAAUUAUUUAGCAUUGAGCACCAUGGGGUCCUGUUAGCCAUGCCUUUAGUUUUGAGGAGUCCUUCCAAGCUGAACAAAUCCUCCUGUUCCUGCUGCAUUGUAUUGGCACCAAAUGCUCCUGUGAGCAGUUGGGCUUGAGCACAUCUUUCAUAGAGAUGUGAAGGUCCGUGUGGGGGGGGGGGGAUAGGACUGCAACAGCAAACAGGUUUCCGACCAAUUCUCUAUAUAUGUACACACACCUGUCCACAUCAGGACCUGGAGAGGGCAUUAGAGGGCUUUACCCCUUUACCCACUGCAGCAAACCCAAUCCAGAUCAGGGUCCCUGUUGCUAUUUGCAUUGGAAGGGAAACUUCUAUGGAUUCAAAAUGGUGAAAACAAUUGCAGUUUCCAUUUCUGGCAGCCCCCAUCAUUUUUGCUGGGCCUGACAGGAAGCUGCUAUACCCUGCAGGCAUCCAGACCCAGAGUCUCUUGGCUAGCUCUGCUGAUUAGGCCUUCGACUUGGGGGAUGUGUGUUUUAUGCCAUGUUUUACAUUUUUGCGCCAUGGAAUUCACUAAUACUGCUUUUGCAUUAAACCUACAGAAGCAAUUAGAACAACUAAGCAAUACCCUGGCAAACCUUCCCUUUCAACUCUGCUCUUUCUCAUGCACAGGAAUUAAGCUUCCAUUUUUACACAAGCACUCCACAACUCCUGGAAGGGCUGGUACCUUGUACCACAAGGGUAUGGUUUUGCAUAUGAGGAAAGAGACCCCAAGGGUUUUAGAUUGUUUCCCUAGUGAGCCUGUGACUCAUAAAUUUAAUGCACAUACCCCCCUCAAGCAAUCAUGGGAACUUAGUUUUCCCCUCAGUGCUAUAAUUCCCAGCACCAAACUACAAUUCCCAGAAUUCUUUCGUUGAGGAAAUGUGCUUUAAAUGUAUGGUGUGUACACAGGCCUGCUGAGAACCACAGUUCCAAAUGAAUAAAAAUCGCAAGGUUUCUGUUGUGAAAUUCUCACACUAAUGUCUUUUUCCUUUUGGUGCUCUUAAAACAUGUGCAAGGAAGGUGUCCUCAGAACCUUGUCAACAUUGAAUGCUUAUCUUUGUAAUUUGGUAGCGUUAACUUUAGUAUUUCUCUGGCACAAGUUGGACCUCCCAACUCACCCGUCUCCUCCAUGCCUCGGCCUAGCCCUUGUUGAAACCAAACACACAGUCCAGAACACCCCUGCUGAACAUGUGUGUGGUGAGGUCACAUUCUUAGGGAAUGGGAGUGGGGAGGCGAGGAGAGAAAGAUGGGGGAGAGGUGGAGAAGAAACUGGCCACCAAGCGGAUGUGCUAAUACUAUUAUUGGCAGAAGUGCUGUGGAACCAGGAAAGGAUGAAGUCACUUGCUUGGUGGCCAAGGGAAACAUUCUGAGGGACAGGCCUUCAUGGUCAGCUUCUGAGUCCUACGCCCAGAGUGACACCUGUUAACAAAGUACAGAGCUCACCCAGAAUACCAUGCUAUUUCUGAGGGACAGCCUGGCUUUGCCAUCAUGGGCAGACAGCUUUGCUGACGAGUCUAGUGACACUAUAACACACAGUUAUUUCACGCACAGCGUGCCUUUUCUCAAUAGCUUCUCUGCUGAACAAAACAGGCUUAGAGAAUGCUUAUUUUGAGCCAGAACUCACCUAGGAACAGGAUAUUUUCAUAUCUCUCAUUAGUUGGGAUUCAUUUUUCUCUGCAACCGUAGAUAACCUGAAGGGAAUAACUCUGAGCAGGCUCAGAGUGCAUGCUCCUCUUAAGUCACCACAGCCAGCCUCCAUAAUUUUGGAAACCUGUGAAGUGCUUAGACUUUGUCAAUCGGAGCUAUGUCCCUGAGUGCCACUUUCCGCAAAUUAAGCGUGGUAGCCUUCCCCCCCCCUCCGCCUUCUCCUCUGACAGCCGGUUGCUUGUAUGUUGUGACAGCUUAGGCUGUGGCUUUAUGUUUUUCAUGCUAUCCCCUAACUCUGCUACCAGACUGCACCCUGGACACCAUACAGACAACUUCAAUAGCAUUAUGGCAGGGAUAAGCACUGCUUUGACUUCCCAGCUGUUUGUGCUGCAUCCUCAGCUAGGAAUGCCUUUGUAAUCUUGUUCUGCCUGCCUUCAAAAUAGCUCCCACCUAAGACCUAAAUGUUAAUGAUCCCAUUGGUAGCCAUCAAUUUAAUCAAAGACCAAUGGUUAACAAUAUGUAUACACGCCUCCCAGAGAAGCCAUGGAUCCAAAAUAAAAAAGGAACAAGCAAACAAGUAGACGCUGUAUAUAUUUUGCCCUUUUCUUCCUCUAUUGUGAUAAAUGGUUGAACAAUAAACAUAUCUAUCUGACUGUCUAUCUGUCUUACAUCCAGCUCCGGGUGGAGGAAAGAGCAGUUUUAUAGCACAUAUGUAGAGGC
Molecule: messenger RNA, 16828 nt
Organism: Podarcis lilfordi (Lilford's wall lizard)
Lineage: Eukaryota; Metazoa; Chordata; Lepidosauria; Squamata; Lacertidae
Source: the annotation of a GenBank genome assembly